Aspergillus uvarum CBS 121591 is the source of this 1296-nucleotide messenger RNA. RefSeq names its product NAD(P)-dependent alcohol dehydrogenase. The record is from RefSeq and is a predicted model, not a curated record. Gene Ontology annotation, molecular function: zinc ion binding; oxidoreductase activity. The transcript has 2 exons. NCBI's taxonomy places the organism in Eukaryota, Fungi, Ascomycota, Eurotiomycetes, Eurotiales, Aspergillaceae. The coding region runs from base 49 to 1221 and encodes 390 amino acids.
UGUUAAGACCAUGCGAAGACCUGCGUAAGCCCCCCAAUAAUAUUUACCAUGGUUGACAUUCAACUCACCAACGGGCGAGCUCUGGUCUCUUACGGUCCUUACAAGGAUGGAGGCUGGAAGCUGCGCAACGUUGCUCUGCGACCCAUCCGUGAGCAUGAGCUGCUGAUUGAGGUCAUUGCCUCAGGCGUCUGCCAAACUGACCUGCAUUUCGCCGGGCUGGAAAGUGGUCACGGCGUGCAUUAUCCGCGGGUGAUGGGCCACGAAGGAGCGGGAUACGUCCGACAGGUCGGACCUGGUGUCACUACAGCACACGUCGGUGACCCAGUCCUCAUGUCUUUCUCUUCUUGCCAGACAUGCCAGUGCUGUCGCCGGGGCCACCCCGCCCACUGCCACAAUUUCGACCCCAUCAACUUCGAGUCGACGUCCCCGGACCGCGUCUUCUGGGAGGAGGGAGCAACAACACCACAAACACGCGAACCAGACAUCUUCGGCCGAUUCUUUGGACAAUCGAGUUUCGCUAGUCGGACGAUCGUGCAAGAGUCCGCGGUGAUCAAUGUGGCGGGCAUGGUCGAGAGGAAGGAGGAGUUGCAGCUGCUGGCCCCGCUGGGAUGCGGGAUCCAGACGGGAGCAGGAGCGGUUCUCAAAGCGGCGGGCGCACGGCGUGAUGAUACGGUCGCGGUGCUUGGAUUAGGAGGAGUGGGCUUGAGUGCCGUGAUGGGCGCGCGCAUCGCUGGUUGUCAGACGAUUAUUGGGAUCGCCCGGAACGAGGCCCGUCUCAAGCUGGCCCUCAAGCUGGGAGCAACGCAUGUGGUUCGGAUUGACCCCGAUGCAGAUCUCAGCCUCGUGACACAGGCUGUGCGUGCGCUGACUGGCGGGCUUGGGGUCGAUGUCACGCUGGAGACUACAGGGGUGCCGGACCUCGUGGCCGAGGCGGUUCGUAUGACGGCCAACAAGGGCAAGAUUGUGCAGCUGGGGGCAGCGCCUGAAACGGCGACUGUCAAUAUCCCGAUUCACGAGUUCAUGGUAACGGGAAAAGUGUUCAUGGGUGUCGUCGAGGGGGAUGUGGUUCACCGGGAGUUCGUGCCGCAGAUGAUUGAGUGGGUGAAGUCGGGCCUUCUGCCUUUGCAUAAGAUUGUUGGAUUUUAUCCGGCAGAGGAUUUCGAGGAGGCGGUCCGGAAUAUGAAGAGUGGAAGGACAAUCAAGCCGAUUCUUCUGUGGUAGCUAGCAUCCUUUGCGGCACAAUGAAUGCUUAGGGGCCCAUGGCAGGGUGUGUAAGUAUAUUCGGUCUAGCCCGGA